Messenger RNA from Angiostrongylus costaricensis, 2319 nucleotides. The record is from the annotation of a GenBank genome assembly. Lineage: Eukaryota; Metazoa; Nematoda; Chromadorea; Rhabditida; Metastrongylidae.
AUGGCUCGAAAUGAGUCCCAACCUCAAGCCAGUAGUUCCAGUGCCGGUCAUUCCAUUCAAAAUGGUGUUCCGAAGCAGGUUAAGAUUUCUGUCAAAGUUUUGUCCGCGAAACUCAACCCUUCUGGAGGGUUUCUAAGUAAACCUGUCGAUUCGUAUGUGGAACUCUCUGUUGAAGGGGGUCAGACGAGUAAGAAGACUUCAGUGAAGAAAAAGACUAAUAAUCCUGAAUGGGAUGAGUCGUUGUCGCUUCCCAUCACCGACUCUUCAGUUCUACUUUUUCGUGUAUAUAGUCGAGCAAAGCUUUUCGAUGAUCACUUGAUUGGACAAGCCCAAAUGAAGGUUGCGUCGAUUCCAAAGUUGGAAAGUGGAGAAUUUAAUCCAACGGCGAUAUCAAUCCAAGUGAUCGGUAAAGAUACCAACAAAAUGGGAACACUGAGAGUGGCAUUCUCCGGUAAUAUACUUAGGUACAAGAAAAAUGUUGCUGAAGCCAUCGAUGGUGAAGCCUCGACGUCGGCUGGAGCAAUGGGAAGACGUACUUCUGUGAAGAACCGUGACACAAUUGCACAGACUCCACAACAAGUUUUAGAGGAUCAGCGUCUUCCUGAUGGUUGGGAAAUGCGAUACGACCAAUUUGGACGAAAAUACUAUGUCGACCACACGACGAAGAGUACAACGUGGGAACGACCUUCUACCCAGCCGUUGCCAUCUGGUUGGGAAAUGAGGAGGGAUCCUCGUGGACGGGUGUACUAUGUUGACCAUAACACUCGAACAACUACUUGGCAAAGACCAACAGCUGAUAUGCUUGAGGCUCAUGAGCAAUGGCAAUCCGGUAGAGACCAAGCGAUGCACCAGUGGGAACAACGGUUCCUGCUUCAGGCCAAUUCAUUAACGGCUAGCGACGACCCACUUGGACCAUUACCGGAUGGCUGGGAGAAACGUGAGGAUCCUAAAACGAGAAGGAUAUAUUUUGUUAAUCAUGUAAACAGAACUACUCAGUGGGAAGAUCCGAGGACUCAAGGUGUGUCGGAUCAACCUCUUCCCGAUGGUUGGGAGAUGCGCUUUACUGAACAAGGCGUGCCAUUUUUCAUCGACCACUCAACAAAAACAACAACCUAUAAUGACCCCCGUACUGGUAAGCCUGUGGGACCAAUGGGAGUUUUCGGAGUCUCCAUGUCUUAUGAACGAACGUUUAGAUGGAAGAUUGCCCAAUUUCGCUAUCUCUGUUUGUCAAACAGUGUUCCGAAUCACGUGAAAAUAACUGUUUCCCGCACGAAUGUUUUCGAGGAUUCUUUCCAAGAGAUCAUGCGUAAGAAUGCAGUAGAUUUACGGCGAAGGUUAUACAUACAAUUUCGGGGAGAGGAAGGUCUUGACUAUGGUGGAGUAGCGAGAGAGUGGUUUUUCCUCCUCUCACAUGAAGUGUUGAAUCCAAUGUAUUGCUUGUUCAUGUAUGCGGGUAACAGCAAUUAUAGCCUUCAAAUUAACCCAGCUUCGUUUGUGAAUCCUGACCACCUGAAGUAUUUCGAGUAUAUUGGGAGGUUUAUUGCAAUGGCACUGUUUCAUGGAAAGUUCAUAUAUUCUGGCUUUACCAUGCCGUUCUACAAGAAGAUGCUCAGCAAGAAAAUUGUUCUAAAGGAUAUCGAACAAGUCGAUACAGAAUUUUACAACUCGGUGAUGUGGAUCAAGGACAACAAUAUUGAUGAAUGUCAGAUGGAGUUGUAUUUUGUUGCGGAUUACGAGCUUUUGGGGGAACUUAAAACUCAUGAAUUGAAACCUGGCGGAACCGACAUUGCCGUAACAGAAGCUAAUAAAUUAGAAUAUAUUUCACUACUAGUGGAAUGGCGUUUCAACAGAGGGGUUGAGCAGCAGACGAAGGCUUUCUUCACCGGAUUCAAUUCUGUUUUUCCUCUUGAGUGGUUGCAGUAUUUCGACGAGCGAGAAUUAGAGUUGUUGUUAUGUGGUAUGCAGGAUGUCGAUGUUGAAGAUUGGCAGCGUAAUACCGUCUACCGUCACUAUGCACCGCAAAGCAAACAAAUAGUUUGGUUUUGGCAGUGGGUGAGAAGCCUAGACCAGGAGAAACGAGCACGACUUCUACAGUUUGUUACCGGUACUUGUCGAGUUCCUGUUGGUGGCUUUUCAGAACUAAUGGGUAGCACCGGUCCACAGCUGUUCUGUAUCGAGCGGGUUGGUAAAGAUAAUUGGCUUCCUCGUUCACAUACAUGUUUUAAUCGCCUUGAUUUGCCACCUUAUAGAAGUUAUGAACAGUUAUCGGAGAAAUUAAAUAUGGCGAUUGAAAUGACUGAGGGCUUCGGGAAUGAAUAA